Molecule: messenger RNA, 797 nt
Organism: Rhinolophus ferrumequinum (greater horseshoe bat)
Lineage: Eukaryota; Metazoa; Chordata; Mammalia; Chiroptera; Rhinolophidae
Gene: AZU1
Product: azurocidin 1
Biological process (GO): proteolysis
Cellular component (GO): azurophil granule
Molecular function (GO): serine-type endopeptidase activity
Source: RefSeq, a predicted model, not a curated record
AUGCCAACGCUCAGCCUCCUGACCCUGCUGGCUGGCCUGCUGGCGACCUCUAAGGCCAGCUCAGCGCCCCUUGUGGACGUUGUGGGUGGCAGGAAGGCUAAGUUGCAGGAGCCUCCGUUCCUGGCCUCCAUGCAGCCUCAGGGGCGUCACUUCUGCGGGGGGGCUCUGGUUCACCAGCGCUUUGUGCUGACAGUGGCCAGCUCCUUUCAGAGCCAGAACUCUGGAACUGCCACCGUGGUGCUGGGGACCUAUGACCUGAGGUGGCAGGAGAAUUCCAGGCAGAGGUUCUUCCUCAGGCCCAUCAGCGAGAAUGGCUAUGACCCCCAGGAGAAUCUGAAUGACCUGCUGCUCCUGCAGCUGGAUGGUGAAGCCAACCUUCCCAGCAGAGUGGCACUGGUACCACUGCCCCAGCAGAAUGACACAGUGGAAGCCGGCACUAACUGCCAGAUGGCAGGCUGGGGCUCAAGAGCGUCCCACUUCCCAAGGGUGUUCAAUGUCACCGUGACCCCCUCGGACCAGUGUCGCCCCAGCAAUGUGUGCACUGGCAUCCUCACCCGCCGGGGCAGCAUCUGCCAGGGAGACAGGAGCACCCCUCUCAUCCGAAACAGCCUGGCAUACAGUGUGGCCUCCUUCUCCAUGGAGCCCUGUGGCAGGGGCCCCAACUUCUUCGCCCACGUGGCGCUCUUCUGAUAUUAGAUUGAUUCUGUAGUAAACCCCUCACCUACCAAAGCCAUGGGGGGACUGUGACCCCCACCUCUGACACCCCCACCCCCAACCUGUGUGGUUGUGACUCUAAU